This is a messenger RNA of Rhipicephalus microplus (southern cattle tick), 1007 nucleotides long. RefSeq lists its product as uncharacterized. Lineage: Eukaryota; Metazoa; Arthropoda; Arachnida; Ixodida; Ixodidae. The record is from RefSeq and is a predicted model, not a curated record.
GCAACCAGCCAUCGCCAUGAACGCUCUGACUGUUGCAACCAUUCUGUCUGCUGUGCUUGCCAUCGCCAUGGCUGGUGGGGUUGGCUACGGAGGCCUUGGAUAUGGAGGCCUUGGUUACGGAGGCCUUGGCUACGGUGGCUACGGAGGAUACGGUGGCAACGGCGGUGGCCUUGGAAUUGGCGGAGGCCUUGGACUUGGCGGAGUUGGCGUCGGUAGCAGCGUGGCUCUUAUUCGGGGUGCGCCUGGCCUAUACAAGGCGGUACCCGGUCCAGCAUUUCUGGUCAGAACCAUUCACCAAGUGAACAGGCUGUCCAGUGGUGGAGCACUAGUCGCACACUCUGGUCUCGGAGCCGGAGCAUAUGGCUCAUAUGUUCGUGGCUAUGGAGGUGGCUUGGAUGGCUACGGAAGUGUUUUGGGAUAUGGCGGUUACGGUGGAUAUGGCGGCUACAGUGGCUACGGUGGCUACGGUUACAAGGGUUAGUUGUAGCUGUUCUCAGUGUACUAGUAUCGAGAGUAUCGCAUAAGUUAUUGUAAAGUAAGGCAUGGCAACAAAAUGGUUACGCCGUGUCUGGAGAUGAGUCCGCCAAUCUGCAUGGGCAUGGUAAGCAAUGCCUAAAUUGAAUCACAGCUGUCACACAUCCAAAAUAUUUCCCUCAAUUAUUGUCAUUGCCACAGAAAGACAAAAAGCCCACGUUCUUCUGUAAUGCAGCUGCUCCGAAGAAAUCACAUCAAGAAUAAGUAUUCCGUGAGGCCAUUAGAAUGUGUUUUGAAAAUUUAAAAACUGUUGAAGAUAUUCUAAUUUGAAGAAGAGACUGUUUAGCAGCACUUUUGCCGUAACUGCACUGCAUUAUUGCUUCAUCAAGGUCAAUGAGUAUGAGUGUUGAUAAGGGUGUCCGCUAUGCAAGAUUCAUUGCUGAAACCAGUGAGAAUGAAAUGACACAUCGCUGAACAUGUGUACAAGUUUGCAUUUUUGAAUGCGAAUAAAUGCCAUAAUUUUACCCUGAGAA